AUGGCGGUUGAGUUUCACUUUGUAUUCGUCAUCAACGUUGACAAUAUAGAAGUGGCAAAACCAUUGCCUGGAUAUGAUGUCGUUGGCAUUGGAAUAGAAUUAGGUGCUCUGCUUGGCGAUAGAUUGCUUAGAGACUCAGUCGUGGACGCUGUUCGAGCAGCCUUUGGUGGUAAUACAGAUGACCAAGAAGUUGGGGAGAUCCAACCAGGAUCUCUAGAUGUUCUACUGCAUUGUUUCACCGAUAAGAGAUUUCGUGAAGUUUUAGAAGAUUAUCAAGCGGGAGAAAUAAAAGAACGUUUGCAGGUAGAAUUAUCGCAAGCUGGCAUUAAAGUAGAAGGACUGAAGGUCGAGAUUGAAAACAUGGAAGAAGUAGAAAAAAUAAAAGCAGCUAUUAACGAGAG
Molecule: messenger RNA, 401 nt
Organism: Paramuricea clavata
Lineage: Eukaryota; Metazoa; Cnidaria; Anthozoa; Malacalcyonacea; Plexauridae
Source: the annotation of a GenBank genome assembly